Molecule: messenger RNA, 564 nt
Organism: Penicillium odoratum
Lineage: Eukaryota; Fungi; Ascomycota; Eurotiomycetes; Eurotiales; Aspergillaceae
Exons: 2
Coding region: 1-564 (187 amino acids)
Source: RefSeq, a predicted model, not a curated record
AUGUCCCCACAUGGCAUUAUGAGCUGGUCGGAGCGAGAAGAAGAGAACCUUCUUCGCUGGUUGGAUGAGAAUCGUGAAUUACCAUGGAAAGACCUUCCGGACGCAUACAGUGAGGAGUUCGGUGUGAACCGAAGCGUUGAGUCUUUACGUGGGAAAAAGUACCAUAUUCUGCGGAAGAAAGGUUGCACGAAUGCCCAAUCUCCAAACACUCGAGGUCGCCGUAAACGACCAGGGCCACCAGGGCCACCAGGGCCAAGACGCCGCGCGGUUGAAAAGAAGGCUUCACACUCAGACGCCCCAGUCAAAGCUGCACCCCAAAUCAACAUUGACCUGUGGUUCCAGACAAUCCUCACGUCCGAAGCUCGUUCUGCUGAUAAUAGCGAAUCAACGCUGACAAGGAGCUCCAUUUCAGCGCUUACCAAUUACCGUCCCAAAAAGUCACGAAUAUCAUCUUGGAUUUGGGAGUAUGUACAUCGUGUCUGCGCCACUGGAAAGCUGGAGUUGUCAAGCACGGCGUGUGGGUGUGUUGUGAGGUAUCACAAGAGAGGACCAGGAGUUAAAUAG